UUUUUUGGCAUAAGACGACGCGUUUUGCGUCCAAACUCACCGCGCCGCAGCCGCUGAAGCAAGCUGGUGUUGACUGAGAGUUUGGAACAACUGCCCACGUGCUGCUAACAAAGUUCCGUAGGCUGAUACGCGCCUUUGAGGUCGAGCCUCUUGCAGCCACCACCUACGGCGAGGGGAGCGGUUUACAGCGCCGCGCGCACGAUGCUAGCCUGCCGCGCCGCAGCGCGGCGCCCGCAACUCUUGUGGCCAUCGAUGGCGGCGCGUCGCGCCAUCUCCUUGGGCCCUCGCCGCCCGCCGGCGCUCCGCCGCACCUUGGGCGCCGCCCUGGCGCCGCGCCGCCCGCCGGCGCUCCUCGCGCGCCGCGCCGCAACCACGAAAACGACGACGGGCAUAGUAGGUCUCCCUGUCGACCCGCAUGCCCGCGAGACCUUGAUCGCCCUCAACGAGCAGCUCCUGGACGAAAUUAAACAAGUACCGGAAGGGGCCGAGUACCGCAAGUCUGUAGAGGCGACCUGCAACUACCGACUCAAGUGCCUGCGCGAGAACGAGGACGAGGCGACGCUCGAAGAGCUCAUCGGCAUGGGGCAACUGGAGGAGCUCAUCGAGUCGCAGACGGAGGAGCUGGGCGUCCUCCGCAUGUACGUGGCUGUGUGGAAAUCAAAAUUUACGGCGCGUUUGACACACUGAUUGAUUUCCACACAGGUACGUGGCCGAGGAGAUGUGGAAGGUCAUCGCGGAGCUAGACACCCCGGAAGUGAAGCUCGACUGAAUUAACUAUGUUCA
Pelagomonas calceolata is the source of this 783-nucleotide messenger RNA. Lineage: Eukaryota; Pelagophyceae; Pelagomonadales; Pelagomonadaceae. The record is from the annotation of a GenBank genome assembly.